Molecule: messenger RNA, 1537 nt
Organism: Clupea harengus (Atlantic herring)
Lineage: Eukaryota; Metazoa; Chordata; Actinopteri; Clupeiformes; Clupeidae
Gene: psmc2
Product: proteasome 26S subunit, ATPase 2
Molecular function (GO): ATP hydrolysis activity; ATP binding
Source: RefSeq, a predicted model, not a curated record
GGAAGCCAUUAAGCGGUUCACCGUGUUAGCUAGCGAGAAGAAAAGCUGCUGUGUAAUACUAGCAGAUUUUUAGUGUAGUCACAACGACAGUGAAGCUUAGGGGAAUCAACAAUGCCUGACUAUUUGGGAGACGAGCAGCGUAAAGUCAGAGAGGAGGAAAAAGAGGAUAAACCUAUCAGAGCUUUGGAUGAAGGCGACAUUGCGCUUUUGAAAACAUAUGGCCAAAGCACGUACUCCAGACAGAUCAAGCAGGUGGAGGAUGACAUUCAGCAGCUCCUGAAGAAGAUCAAUGAGCUCACAGGCAUUAAGGAGUCUGAUACAGGGUUGGCGCCACCCGCUCUGUGGGAUCUGGCUGCGGAUAAACAGACCCUGCAGAGCGAACAGCCACUGCAGGUCGCAAGAUGCACCAAGAUCAUCAACGCCGACUCCGAGGACCCCAAGUACAUCAUCAAUGUCAAGCAGUUUGCCAAGUUUGUGGUGGACCUGAGCGACCAGGUGGCACCCACUGACAUCGAGGAGGGCAUGAGAGUGGGGGUGGACAGAAACAAGUACCAGAUUCACAUUCCUCUACCACCUAAGAUCGACCCAACUGUCACCAUGAUGCAGGUGGAGGAGAAGCCGGAUGUGACCUACAGUGAUGUGGGCGGCUGUAAGGAGCAGAUUGAGAAACUGAGGGAGGUGGUGGAGACGCCUCUGCUGCACCCGGAGCGCUUUGUGAACCUGGGCAUCGAGCCUCCUAAGGGUGUUCUGCUGUUCGGGCCUCCUGGCACGGGUAAGACUCUGUGUGCCCGCGCCGUGGCCAACCGCACAGAUGCCUGCUUCAUCCGCGUCAUCGGCUCCGAGCUGGUCCAGAAGUACGUGGGAGAGGGUGCCAGGAUGGUGAGGGAGCUCUUUGAGAUGGCCAGGACUAAGAAAGCCUGUCUGAUCUUCUUUGAUGAGAUCGAUGCCAUUGGAGGGGCCCGUUUCGAUGACGGUGCCGGAGGCGACAACGAGGUCCAGAGGACCAUGCUGGAGCUGAUCAACCAGCUGGACGGGUUCGACCCGAGAGGGAACAUCAAGGUUCUGAUGGCCACCAACCGGCCCGACACCCUGGACCCCGCCCUCAUGAGGCCUGGACGACUGGACCGCAAGAUCGAGUUCAGCCUGCCAGACCUGGAGGGGCGUACUCACAUCUUUAAGAUCCACGCUCGCUCUAUGAGUGUGGAGAGGGAUAUCCGCUUCGAGCUGCUCGCCCGCCUCUGUCCCAACAGCACUGGCGCGGAGAUCCGCAGUGUGUGCACAGAGGCCGGCAUGUUUGCCAUCAGGGCUCGCCGGAAGAUCGCCACAGAGAAGGACUUCCUGGAGGCCGUGAACAAGGUCAUCAAGUCCUACGCCAAGUUCAGCGCCACACCGCGUUACAUGACCUACAACUAAGCACACCGCAGCGCCCAGCGUGUGUGUGUGUGUGUACGUGUGUCUCUCCUGUUUUAAGAUGCGUUUCAUGACUGUAGUCUUUCCUAUAAGAUUCUGUAGAACAAUAAACAUAUUACUUAUCAAA